Molecule: messenger RNA, 843 nt
Organism: Effrenium voratum
Lineage: Eukaryota; Dinophyceae; Suessiales; Symbiodiniaceae
Source: the annotation of a GenBank genome assembly
AUGGACUGGUUCCUCGACAAGGAGCUCACAUCGCUGCCUUGGUACUUUGAGUCGGAUGACGGAUCAAAGUGCCGCACAAUCGUGCGAUCGCCGCUAUCGCGCGAAAUUCAAGAGAAGACAGUCACCAACUACAUGGUUCGGAUGCGCCGCGAAGGGCUUUCGCAACGAGUGGCAGGAGAGGCAGUGAUGAAGUGGAGAUCAGAGGCACGCUCCUUCCCGCUGCAUGCAGGCGCUUUCAAUCACAGAGCGGAAUCGUUCUAUCGCUGCCACGAUGAGAUGGUCAGCGGCGGGGUGGUCAACCCCUACAUCCAGAGUGUGCUGGAUAAAGGGCUGACCAGGAUUCCGGUCCUCCACUGGGGCACCAGCGACAAAGUGUUCAGCAAGCUGAUCAAGGUCAUGAACCGGUACCACGAUGGGUCGGGCGACUCGUUCGUCGAGUACUUCCAAGAGAGCCUUGAUCUGGAAUCCGAAUGGAAGGCGCACGCCGUGAAGGCUAGAAUCACUUCACAUAACCCACGCUACGCGCAGUUGCAGCAGGAUUUCAUCUUGGCAGCCAGCAAGUCAGCCAACUUCAGUGGCUUCUUCUCGUGCUGGGAGCACUACAAGGACACCCUCGCGCUGGUCCACACACUGGUUCGCCUUGGUGUCAAAGACAAGUUCAUCCAGUGGGCAAACAAGAAUGUGUCCUUCCUCGAGGAUGCGAUGACUCCGCAGAAGGUCAUCACGAUGAUGCACUCGAUUACUUUGCUUGUGCUUGGGAACACCCGCAAGUAUUACUCCAGGAAGCUCCAAAGCAUCAUUGUCAUGGAAGCUCUCAAAUUCACGGUGCCUCGGCAGCUUUGA